Pocillopora meandrina is the source of this 2128-nucleotide messenger RNA. The record is from the annotation of a GenBank genome assembly. NCBI's taxonomy places the organism in Eukaryota, Metazoa, Cnidaria, Anthozoa, Scleractinia, Pocilloporidae.
AUGGCCAGUGCAGAUGAACAGGCGACCACAACCGCAGCGUCUACCGCUGACCAGAGCAAUGCUCCUCACGAACCACACACUGAAGAGGUGACUGUUCCGGAACAAUGUCGGAGGUCAGAGCGAGUCAGGAGGAGCCCAGCAUACCUCAGGGACUAUAUCCGUGACUAGACUCGUGACUUUAAAUCCUUCUUCGCGGUUAUCAUAGGGUUCAGUGUUCUCGUUUACCGAUCCUCUCAUGUCGAACUCACCAGCUGAUAGAUUUUGUCCUAUGGCAUUGAUUCUGAACUGAACUGACAUUGACACUUUUAUUGGUUUAUUUUCUUUUUUUUUUUUUCUUUUCUUUCUUUCUUUUCCUCUUUUUUCGAGCUUUUCUUCACAAAAAAAAAAAGGGAGGAUGUUACAAUAUGUACGUGAUUACAUGCGCCAUCAAUGUCUAACUAGACUGAGAUCGAGUUACAUCUGUGUUGCCUUACAACGCUGUAUGCUACCGAAUGGUUGAUAAAAACGGAUCUCUAAACAGAUAUAAACAUAAUAGCCCUCUACUUACAAGAAAAGUCGGCUUUAUUAACUAAUUAAAAUAAAAGGAUCGAUAAUCCCCGAAUAAAAAUUGUAAUAUGCGUUGGCGCCAAGGCUCACAAUUCAAUGCAUUGAAUUAUUACAAAAACAACAAUGAACGUACUUUUCGCUAACAAAAUUCUCAGUAAUUGACUUUGUCCUUACCGACAGAAAAGAAAUAUUUCACGCAAAAUGCCAAAAUCAGCUGGUGGCAAAUCUUCCAGCUCGACUCCAGCAGUCGAUUUUUGUUCUAAGCCGCGAGAAAUAUCAUUACCAAAGCUCGGUUUUUCUUUCCGUAUUUUGGUUUUCUUCCCAUUCUAGAAAAUUUUGAACGUCACUUUCUGUAAACGAUACGGAUUUUUCAGUAGCCACCAUCCGCGAAAAUUCCAACAAACGACCUUGGAUUGAGAAUGGUGAAGGCUGUAUUGUUCAUUCAUCAACCUGACCGAGUGGCGAGGAAGGCGAGUGACGUGUUAGCAGCUGAUUGGCGAUAUCAAACACACGUGGAAAAAUAUCGCAUCUUUUCACGUGUGUUGUUACGGCUUUUCUCGGGGCUGGAAAUCCUAGUAUAACAUCAUAGUUUAUGUGAUAAAUUAUGUUAUUAUUCAUCGUGGCGAAUAACUUGAUAGAUAUUUAAUCGUUUGUCUCACGGCAAAGAGUCAGGCGACCAAUUCAUCUUGAUAGCCUGACCAUAUCUUGAGAUAAACGAUAAAACAUCUAUCAAAUGUUUUAGUUCUUGUAAAAAGUUGAUGUAAUUACAAAACAUGACAAUUAGAUUGUCUAACAUACUUAAUAAUUGAGAUUACUCAAAUGAGAUUUAACCUUUACAAUCUAUAGACGUUCUCUUCCUUUAAUCAAGCAGAAAUCAGGCUGAAGCGGAUAAAAAAGCCAUUGAUGAUCUUGUCUGUGAAAGGGACAUCCUUAACCAGGUACUUUACCCUUGUCAAUUUUACUCUUAAUCUGAGCUUGGGAGUUUUGGGUUUUGGUUUUUAGAGGAGGAUGUUAUAUCUAAUAUUUGCUUUCAUUCUUGUUUAUUGAUCUUUUAAAAAGUGUUAAAUUUCUGUUAUAACCUUAGGGACGUUGACGUUUGAUUAAAAGGGAAUAUGGAUUUUGAAUGAAACAUCGUUCUUUUUAUGAAAAAGAUCAUCGCUUAGAUAAUUUUCCUUAGGUAGGCUAAAAACUAACAAUUUAGUUUGAGCUACAUUGAAUAAAAUUUACGAGGGAAAAGAAAUAUGCAUUUACUUCGUGAUAGAACAAAUAAGUAAAGAAUUGAUAGAUUGAUAUGAUUGAUAGACUGAUAUGCCUCGCGGCAUUUGAAUCCUUGUGAGUUCAAAUGGUUUUUUUUUUUUUUGCAUUUUUAUAAGGUUCAAGAGUCGUCCUUUACCAUUUUAUGGUAAAUUGAGCAAACACUAGUUCUAUCCUGUAUGCUAUGGAAUCAGGUGGUUCAUGUUGCAGGACCUCAUCCUGUUUGCUGCGUUAUGAAUCCACUUGGGGUAUCGCCAUUCCCCCUGGAUCGAAUGUUUGUCCAUUGCAGGUUCCCCUGCUCCCACUCCUUCCCUGGACUGACUGCUAG